Molecule: messenger RNA, 231 nt
Organism: Paracoccidioides lutzii Pb01
Exons: 2
Coding region: 1-231 (76 amino acids)
Source: RefSeq, a predicted model, not a curated record
AUGGAAACCGCUGCUAUCCAUAUCGCUUAUAUCCACUAUCCACAUUUUUUGCAAGUUCAUGCUGCAGCAGCUUUGCCAGCAGCUUUAUCACAGCCACCACCAAACCUUGUACGCUAUGAGACCAACCAUGGAACUGGACUGCUGGAAGGGUCCAGCGACCAGAGCCAUGAUGAAGCAACGUUGACAACGGCGUGGUGCGUCGUUGAGAUGGAUGAGCCGUUGAUAGAAUGA